UAUGGCGGACGAAUUUUUGCGAAAACGACGUGAAACUGAGGAACACAUCUCCAAAAAAGGGACCUCAGUAAAUAAUUUAGAAACUACAAAACUGGACACCAGCUUAAAGGACUCAAAGUUACUUUUUGGUUUGAUAGUUUUCCGUGUUUGCAACGUGUUCCUUGUUCAAACUUGGUUUGUCCCUGAUGAGUUUUGGCAAGCACCUGAAGUGGCUCACAAUAUCGCGUUCGGCUAUGGUCAUUUGACUUGGGAAUGGCGCGAAGGAAUUCGAGGGUUCACUUAUCCUCUACUCUUUGCCGUUCCGUUUAAAGUUCUAGAAAUUUUCAGGCUGGAUUACCCAACAUUAGUGAUAUAUUCGCCACGAGUUAUACAAGCCAUAUUUGGUGCUGUUGGGGAGUAUCAUAUUUAUAAACUAGCUAGGUUAUUAUAUGGUAAUAGUGCUGCUUGGUGGGUACUAUUCUGUCAGGUGACCUCAUGGUUCAUGUUUUACUGCAUCACACGUACGCUCACAAACUCCAUGGAGACAGCACUAAUCUCUAUUGGCUUAUAUUACUGGGAAUUCUCAGAAAAGAUCAGACCUGGUUCUACAUCAGAGAUAAACCUGCAGAAUUCGGCCAUAUACAAAGCAUUAGUUUUGGCCUCUCUUUCAUGCUUGGUCCGGCCGACUGCGAUGGUAAUCUGGGUCCCACUUGGUGUUGCCAGAUUAUGGAAAGUGUCGCCAGUCCAUUUUCUCCUGAUCUUUGUACUUCCAACUGGAUUGUUCUCUUUAAUAUUCUCCAUCCUAACUGACAGUUACUUUUAUCGCAAGUUUGUAUUAGUGCAAUAUAACUUUUUGUACUUCAAUAUAAUGCAAAAUAUUGGCGAGUUAUAUGGAACACAUCCAUGGCAUUGGUAUUUCACACAGGGAGUACCUGCAGUGUUGGGAAGUCAUCUUGCGCCAUUGGCUAUUGGGCUUUAUUCCUCUGGAAAAUGUUUGCAGAAGUGGCUUCUACUUAUUGUGAUCGACGUUACUGUAUUCAGCUUCCUUGGUCAUAAGGAGUUCCGAUUCAUCUUGCCUGUGGUUCCUAUGGCAAUGCUCAUCUCUGGCAGGGGUUUGCAUUAUAUUGCAACUACAGAUUCAUCUGUGAAUGUUAAAAAACAUGAUGACAACUCAAUCAGAGAUAUUACUCACAUUAGUUUCAAAGGAAAACUUCUGGCAAUCUUUUUGAUUGUGACAAAUAUUCCUGUUGCACUCUACAUCGGUCUUGUGCAUCAGCGUGGCACACUUGAUGUGAUGAGAGCUUUAAAUGAGAAAGUCGAAACCAAAACAAAUGAUGCUGUAUGGUUUCUAAUGCCUUGCCACUCAACACCCUAUUAUAGCUAUAUGCAUUCAAAAGUGGACAUGAGAUUUCUUGACUGUAGUCCCAAUCAGCAACCAGGAUAUAUUGAUGAAGCAGAUUUAUUUUAUAACAAUCCACAAAGCUGGCUUGAUGUUACUUUCAAAAACAGAAAAGAGUUGCUGCCAUCCCACCUUGUUUUCUUUGAUGUUUUAUUUAAAGACAUUGAACUCUUCCUGAAAGAAAAUUCUUACUCUGAGUGUGGGAGAUACUUCUACAGCCAUUUCCCCUCAGGGAGGUUGGGACGAACAGUGUGUUUAUUUUGCAAGAUGGACCACAACAAGUAACACCAGGACUGCUUUUAAAUCUUUAAUUCAAAAAACUAAAUAUAUCAAAACUACACAAGCCACAAAAUA
Dendronephthya gigantea is the source of this 1732-nucleotide messenger RNA. Its product is annotated as GPI mannosyltransferase 3-like. The record is from RefSeq and is a predicted model, not a curated record. Gene Ontology annotation, molecular function: alpha-1,2-mannosyltransferase activity. The transcript has 6 exons. NCBI's taxonomy places the organism in Eukaryota, Metazoa, Cnidaria, Anthozoa, Malacalcyonacea, Nephtheidae. Bases 2 to 1663 code for a protein of 553 amino acids. Gene Ontology annotation, biological process: GPI anchor biosynthetic process. Gene Ontology annotation, cellular component: endoplasmic reticulum membrane.